Molecule: messenger RNA, 4824 nt
Organism: Zootermopsis nevadensis
Lineage: Eukaryota; Metazoa; Arthropoda; Insecta; Blattodea; Termopsidae
Source: RefSeq, a predicted model, not a curated record
CACCGUGGAAACCCCAAAUCCUACGAAAAACGACACGUUAGUAUUUAUUAGUCUAAACUAAAUGUUAUUUAACUGGCAAUUCGAAAUGUAUCUGUCUCUUCGGAACAAACAUAAUUUUGAAAGAGACUCUUUGUGGCUGAAACAAGUAGAAGUCAAGAGGUCGAAUCUUUUCUAUUUAUUGGCCAAUCAGCGUUAAUUCCUUCGCUAGAAAUGCUGACCUAAACAUUAAAAAAGAAAAGUUUCGUCAAACUUUUAAUGCAUUCCCCAUGCUUAACGAUCAAUACUCUGACGGCUUACCAUGUCGUAAAUUCUUAUCCAAUAGGCUAGCAGUGCGCGAUCAGUCGGUUCUGUCCGAUUGGUCACACUGCAUGGCCUCAUAGUACGGACACUUGAACACACUUUCCUUGUUCUGUCGUUCCAGUGCUCAGUGUUCCUUCAUAGUCUUCAGUGCGUACAGAAGCAUAAUUAAAAUCCAGUAGUUAACUGUGUUGAAAUCGAGGUGACGAGUAAGAGGUGAACAUCAACAUACUAAGAAUAUUAAAAUCUGUAUUAUUAUGUGUAUUCGCAGAUUUUGCUGUAUGCAAAUUUCAUAGCGUUUUGUUAGAAAGGUUUUUUUUAAGUACAGGUCUGUAUUUAAAUUCGUCUCUACACCUUCAAUGCAAUUAAGAAACUCCAUUGAGCAGAGUUAAACAUCGAAUACACUCGGAAUUGUCAUAUGACUAGAUCAUCGCUUAGGCAGCUAGAUGAAAGAUUCUCACCGCGGAGGCCCGGAUUUGUGAUCAGUUGCAAUGUGGAACUUCGGCCGCCAACGGACUCAUCCAACCCCCAGACGAAAGACGAUUGAAUACGGGAUGGGUUGAAUGAGACUGACAGUGCCAUUUUAUCUACCACAAAUCCUACACGGACCAAACCCAAGCCGACUAACCACCUGAGCUAUGACACGGCCCAAAAUAGCCUACACAGAAAGAUCCCAAUAAUAAAAAAAGUAACGUAAGCGAUAAAGUAAAACAAACUCCUCCUUCGUUGGAAACAUCGUUAAACUAACGAGGCCCAAAAUAAAAUUUGCUUGCCAGCUUAAAAGAUGAACACGCUAAAGAAAUUUGACGCUGCAAGACUUUUUACAUUCCCUGUACAUCAGGAACUACAUCUUAUUUAACGCUUUUGUCCUCGUCCUUUGACCGAGUGCUGUCACAAUAAUGAACGCAAAAUGUUAUCUACAGAUGAGACAUUAACCCUUCAACAACGAAUGCCACGUGUUUUAAUAAACAACAAUGCCGCGUUCUGUAGAACAUGUUCUGCAACAUGUAGAAUGACUUAGUCACUAUCUAGAAACACACACAUGUGAAUUCAGGUCUCAACAUCGUGUUUUAAAAAUAAAUAACACACUUUGGCUUGAGGAAAUUAACUGGGAAAUACCACGCGUGGUGUUUGCCCUUGUCGGUGUGAUCAAUAGACUCACUGCGUCUAUAGCGUUUUUCAGUAUAACUGGAGACUGAAGCGUACACUAGUAACGUGUACUGUGGCUCCCAAGUGGGAGUAGCAAGGAAAAACUGAGCACACAGUGGUGCCAAACGUAACAUUGUGGAACGCUGGUUUCCUGGAAAUGCAAAGUGUUCUGUAUAUGUACGCAAAGAAUCAAAUUCUCGUGAAAACUGUGUAUUUCUGUCAGGGCUUCGGACAGGCCGUGCUCCUGCUACCUAUCAGUAGACCUCCUUUCACGUUGAUUGGUCACUCACAAAGAGCUGAACUCGGCUCAGUCGCCGCUUAUGCUGAAAAACAAUAUAGCUACACUGGAAACCGGCUUAUUUUAAAUCAAGAGGGGUCGAAAUUGACAGUGUGAGAAGUAUCUGACAAAUGCACCUCCGGGUUUAAGCUAAGUAAACGGAGGUUUCAGUUGAUGCUAGGAAGAGAGCUGAAAUGGCUUAUGAUGAUGUUUUGCCAUAUUUGGGAGAAUUUGGACGUUACCAGAAGCGGAUUUAUAUUCUGCUCUGUCUUCCAGCCAUUUUGUGUGCUCUCCAUAAAUUAGCUGGGGUGUUCUUGCAAGCAAAUAUUAAUCACAGAUGCCAGCUGCCAUAUGAGUAUGACAAUGCCACAUACAACUUUCCAGAAAUCAACAUGACUAUACCAUGGGACUUAAAAUCAAAGAGUUGGUCAAGCUGUGCAAGAUUAGAUGCUAAUUUUACUACAGAAUAUUUUAAUGCUGGUAUCCCUGCAAACAGUUCUGUGAACUGUGACAAAUGGGUCUAUGACACAACAGUAUAUAAAAGUAGUGCUGUUACAGAGUUCAGUUUGGUCUGUGAUAAUGCCCACUUUCGUGUCAUGGCAGAUUCUCUAUUCAUGGUCGGGGCCUUACUUGGUUCAAUUAUUUUUGGUGACCUGUCAGACAGAUUUGGUCGUAGACCUAUCUUCUUCCUGUCCUUGGUUCUGCAAGUUGUUUUUGGUUUGCUAGCAGCAAUAGCGCCAGAGUACUACACUUUCAUGGCAUGUCGGCUCAUUAUUGGUUCUACAACAUCAGGAGUGUUUUUGGUAGCAUAUGUAAUUGCUAUGGAAAUGGUUGGUCCUAGUAAGCGACUGUAUGCCGGAGUGGUCUGCCAGUUUUUCUUCACCACUGGCUACAUCCUGACAGCAGCUUUUGCUUACUUCAUCAAAGACUGGAGGAUUCUGCAAGCUGCUCUGUCUGCACCUGGUAUAAUAUUCCUCUGUUACUGGUGGUUUGUCCCAGAAUCUGCACGGUGGUUAAUAACAAAAGGUCGUGGAGCUGAAGCAAAGGAAUUGCUUCUAAAGGCUGCAAAGGAAAAUAAGGUAACCAUCCCUGAGGAUAUUUUGGAUAACCUUCUGCCUCAAACUGAGGUUGCCAAUGGUGAUCAUCCAAGCCAACAAGAAGCAAGGAAAAAGAAUACAACACAGAAGCAGUCCACACUUCUUGAUCUCUUUUAUUAUCCAAAUCUUCGAAAGAAAACACUGGUCAUCCUGUUCAGCUGGUUCGUCAACAGUGGAACUUACUAUGGGUUGUCAUGGAACACCUCAAACUUAGGUGGCAAUGACUACAUCAAUUUCGUAUUGUCAGGUGCAGUAGAAUAUCCAGGAUACUCAUUUCUGCUGCUCACACUCAACAGAUGGGGUCGCAAAGCCGUACUCUGUGGCUGCAUGAUUGUGGGAGGAGUGGCUCUGCUUCUGACAAGUGUGGUACCUUCAGAUAUGAACUGGUUGAUUAUCACACUUGCAAUGAUUGGAAAGAUGGUCAUUACAUCUUCGUAUGGCACUGUGUACGUUUUCUCAGCUGAACAGUUCCCAACAGUUGUCAGAAAUAUAGGAAUCGGUGCUGCUUCCACCUCAGCUCGUAUUGGAGGAAUACUUGCACCUUAUACUCUUCUUCUGGGUGACCACUGGCGACCUCUGCCAUUGUUAAUAUACGGUGCACUGGCCCUUGUUGGAGGUCUUCUGUCUCUCUUAUUACCAGAAACAUUGAAUAAAAAAUUGCCAGAUACAAUUACAGAAGGAGAGCUAUUUGGACUGAGACACCAAAAAGAUGUUGAAGAUGUUGAUGGAAACAUGGCUGAAGUGAUAAAAAAUUCAGACUUGAAUGUUAACCAUGAACAGAAAUGAUGAUCCAUGAAGAACCUAUAACACAUCUUGUGUUUAGAAUAUGUACUUUUAUUCCAUCAUGUCUCCAAAUAUUUUACAGUACUUGAAUUUUCUUAAUAACAUUAAAAAUAGCCAGGUCACUUUUUAUGUGAGGUAAUUUUUGAUAUUAAUACACCCGUUAUAAGGGUGUGUUUUGGAGAACAUUUAUUGUAUUAUUAAGGUUAAUAAUACACAAAGUUUUAUAUGUGGCAGUGUGUAUAAACCUACUUUUACACAACUUAUUUACUUUUAGUUUUCCUUAUGAAAUAUGCAGUUGCUUUGUAAUGUAAAAAUAAUAUCAACAUUUUAUUAGAUGAUAAAGUACACACAAAUGUCUGCUAAUGUGACAUAAUUCAAUGGGUGAGUUCUCAAAGAAAUGCUACAUAAUUGUAGAGGUACUCUACUUAGACACUUGACUUGUUGCUGUUAUUAACUGACUGAUCAACCAACCCAAGUAAUGCCACUGUCCAACCUUAAAGAAAUUCCUAGUUUAUCCCUAAAUCUUGGCAUUUUCACCACAAAAGCCUAUCAUUGGAGUCUACUCUGGGCCAGUUUAAUCCAUUCCAUAUCCUCAUUAUCCUUUGAUCCAUUUUCAAGAGAAUUUCCAACCCAUGUGUUACUUCCAAAUACACACAACCUUCACAGACUUGUAAAAGUGUAGUAGAAAUUUGAAAAUUCUGUUAAAUUAAUCUAAUUGAUGUCUACCAACAAUCAUUCAGAAUCAAUAGAAUUAAAAGUUAACAGAAAUUACAUUUCAAACUUGCUGAAGACCACCUUUGUUAUAUAACUUACUUUCUCAGUAUUUAAUAAGAAAGGGAAUUAAAAUAUCCUGUUUUAAAUGUUACUUAAAAACUAUUAUUCAAGACAAGACUUAAACCAUUAAGAAGUAUUAAUUUUUUGUGCUAUAUAGAAGUUACAACAUUUGGUAACAUUUAAUAUUAAAGUGAUGUUAUCAUCAUAUUUGAAUCUGUUGUUCAUAACAUACUUCAUUCCUUUCAUUACUAUUGAUUGUGUAUUCCAAGUACAAGUGUUUUGGACAGUAUGGAUUUUUCAGACAUGUUUCAGAGUAACAAGUGAUAAAAAUUAACUUCUAUUGGGUACACCACAUAUGUCUGCCUCAUCUCUUGACUACUGAAUCCUUUGUUGGAUUUAAUUACAUUUUUAUAAGAAUAAAAUAUGAAUUUGACCAUUAUCAGCUAA